CUAAACCCUCAACAUCGUCUCCUCCUCUCAGCUGAACUCCAUCUACAGUCCGCAUACCCCUACCCCCGUCUUCUCCGACCGCUCAUUUCACCCACCACUAAGCCCAGCCUUCAUCCUCAUCGUUUUGCUUCAUCGUUCCAUCAUGCCCGAUAACGCAGAAAGCCAAUUUAUUAGCCUUGAAAUCAUCGGCGCAAAAAAUCUUCAAGUCCCUUCUGAGCGCAUACCCGCAGGCAUUUACGUGUCCAUCAAUGUCGACUCAAGGAGACGCUGGAAAUCAGCCAUCAGCAUCUUAUCAUCCGACAAAUCCGUAGCGUCGUCUCGCGAGUCACCUGCUUUAUCAAUGGAGAUUAGAGCGUCCUUUGAGCUCGAUCGAACGCUGGGCAAUGGCGAAAUCAUCGGAAGACUUCAAACAUCGUGGGAUGAGUUGCUCGAUCAUGGAGAUGAACCAUUCGAACUGUCCUUCCCACCCGUUCGUGGUGUCAAGCCUUCGCUCAUGCUGAAGGCCACUAUUGUACAUGCUAGCGAUAAUCAGGACGGCGCACUGCUUGACUCCCUCGUAGACUGCGAGAUUGCUCGAGAAACAGAUGCGGGCCAUGUACGAUUCUCCAGAUACAUGAGACACGAGAGGGUCUCUCACCUGAACGGUGCUGUAGAGCGUUUUCAGUUGGUUCUGGACCGCUGUCCGGUCGACCAUCCUGACCACGCAGCGGCUCUCACCAACCUCGCGUGGGCCCGCCUUCAAGGCUACAUUCAAAACGAUCUGCAAGACAUUGAUACCACCACUUCCCUCUUCCGCGAAGCCCUUGCAUUGCGUCCGCAGGGCCAUCCCAACCACACAUUAUCUCUCUUUCAUCUCAUUUUCGCAUUGAUCUGGCGCUACAGCAAGGAGCGCACCAGCGUCUUCAUUCACGAAUCUCUGCAGCUGUGCUGCAAGCUACUGCCCCUCUCUCCAGAGGGCACCUACCUUUGUAGCACCGGCGUAGACAGUGCGGUCGAUUAUGUGAUUGCCGAAUGCAACAAUAUUCCGAUUGGUGCAUCUGACGAAGGCAUCCACAUUCAACGAGUCGUGCUCGAGUUCCGCCCACUGGGCCAUCAACGCCGUCCCAUUACCCUCACCGCUCUUGCACUCGCACUCAAAGCACGCUUUAGAGACCGCGGCAGCAUUGAUGAUCUAGAAGAGAGCAUACAACUUGGUCGUGAAGCCGUUUCUCUGUGCCCCGAGGGACAUUGUGACCGAGGUACCUGCCUGAACAACUUGGCCUCCUCACUCCAAUCCCGCUUUGAUCACCAAGGCAAAUCUCAUGACCUCGACGAGGUCAUCUCCAUGCACGAAGAAGCGCUGCGCCUGUCGCCUGUUGGGCACAAAUUUCGUGAUUUCUCAUUGGACAACCUAGGGUGCGCCCUCCGCACCCGUUUCGUCAAACACGGUGACGUUGAUGACAUCAACCGAGCUGUCAGCCUCUUUCGCGAGGCACUGACGUUGCGCCCACCUGGGCAUCCACGUCGUGACACCACGCUUAACAACCUUGCCCUCGCGCUCGACACCAGAUAUGACAAAUUGCAUGUCAUCGAGGAUCUUAACGAGGCCAUUGAUCUGUAUCGCGAAUCUCUUCGUUUAAAGCAGCUUGAUGAUCCAGAGCGCCAUAGGAUUCUUUUCAAUUUGAGCUCGGCGCUCUGCUCUCGAUUCACGCAAACUCGGGAGAAUGAGGAUGUCGAGGAGGCUAUUCGACUCUGCCAAGAGUCGUUGGUGGUUUUGCCUUUACUGCACCCGGAUAGAUACUUCAGUUUGAUGCGGCUGCAGGAAGCCUAUCUGUCUCGUUACCAGGUACAACACAACCCCACUGAUUUGUCGCUCGCUGUAGAGAACUACAGACUCGCGUCACGACACCCCACUCAAGGAUUCCCACAACGCAUCAUUCAGGCAUAUUAUUGGACUGUCACAGCAGAGCAGCAUGGUGAUGGAUCCACACUGGAGGCUUACUCAACAUUUUUCGAGCUUCUGGAUGCUCAUUUGGGAACACGAUCAUCAACCACCUCUCGCCGCGAAGCUGCCUCUGCCUUCCAUUAUGCCAGAUCACUUCCUGUAAAUGCAGCAUCAUGUGCCAUCCGCAGUGACAAUCUCCGACGCGCAGUCGAACUUGCGGAGCAGGGCCGUGGCCAACAGUGGUCGUUGGCCUCCCGACUCAAGACUCCAGUUGAAGAACUCGAAUUGGGACAUCCACAUCUAGCCCGCAAAUUUUCGGAGCUGAGCAAGCGCGUUUCCAACGCCGCUCAGGGUUCUGCAACCAUCACCGACAGAGCUGCAGCUGAAGUAGCAGAAACAAAGUACAGGAAAACUACGAUGGAAUGGGAAGCCGUGGUAGCUGAAAUCCGUAAUCUUCAAGGUUUCUCGCGGUUCCUACUUCCACCUUCGUACAAAGACUUGCAAGUUGCAGCUCGCAAUGGCCCAGUCAUCAUCCUCGUUGCCAGCAAAUACUCGUGCAGCGCCAUCAUUGUCCCGACGUCAGGAGAGCCCCACCAUGUCCACCUCCUGCGCAUCACUCUACCACAUCUAGAGAAGCUCAAAGACGAUUUUGCUACGGCAAUCCGGCAUACGGCUCGUAUGCGCCCAGAGGAGCCGAGGAAGAAAUUGCGAGUGCUCUUGCGGAUAGUGUGGGACGAGAUCAUGCUACCCAUCGUUAACAUCCUCCAGCAUGACCUGAAAUUGCGCCAUCGCUCUCGAAUAUGGCUGUGUCCGACGGCAGCCUUCACGUCCAUCCCUCUCCAUGCAGCUAAUCCCUUUCGAAUGAAUGCAGAUCGCUCUGGGAGCGAGCCAUGCCUGGAGGAUCUCUACAUCUGUUCUUAUACACCCACACUUUCAGCUCUUGUUAGAGCUCGGCAGGCGAUGAAGACGCGUGGAACUCCGUCCUUCGCGGCGAUCGGACAAAGUCAACCAGGCGCAGGGCAAGGCGACGUGCUCCCGGCUGUUGACAGCGAGCUUGAGCUUGUCCAUACACUCGUUCCUCCCAACGUCAAGUUCACUAAUAUUUCGAAAGACGAAGCCACACAAGCAGGUGCGCUCAACGCUUUGCAGUGCAACACCUGGGUGCACCUCGCUUGUCACGGCAAGCAAGACCUCGAGCAGCCUUAUAACUCAUGUUUCUCCAUGAGAGACAAACCCGUUACGCUGCUCGACAUCAUGGAGAACAAUUCUCCACAAGCUGAAUUUGCAUUCUUGUCAGCAUGUCAUACCGCCGUCGGCGAUGAGGAGACACCCGACGAAGCUAUCCACCUCGCAGCAGGACUCCAGUUUUCGGGGUUCAAGACCGUCGUUGGCACGCUGUGGGGGGUCAGUGACGUUCUAGCAAAACACGUCGUGGAAGCUUUUUACGAGAAGAUGUUUGAAGACCUGGAGGAUGGUGUCAUAGACUGUACGAAGGCAGCUUGGGCACUCAACCGUGCUACACACGCUGUGAAGACAAAGGUACCGCUCGAGCAGAGGAUGGUUUUCAUUCAUAUCGGUGUGUAGUUCUACGUACGUCGUAUUCCUUCGUCUCGUACAUAUUCGCAAGUUGUUUAUCUGUGAUCGUCUUUCAUCUUUUUUUUUGUCGACAUGACCCUGAUACUCUUGCAUUCCUGUUAUCUCGCUUUCAUACGCUCUCUCGUGUUAUUUUUCCCUAGAAUAUUUACCUGAUGUUUUGUGUACCCUGGUCGUUCGCAGCUUCGUCUUCUACUUGAGUACAUUGUACGAGCUGACUCA
Messenger RNA from Suillus clintonianus, 3739 nucleotides. RefSeq names its product CHAT domain-containing protein. Bases 143 to 3508 code for a protein of 1121 amino acids. Gene Ontology annotation, molecular function: protein binding. NCBI's taxonomy places the organism in Eukaryota, Fungi, Basidiomycota, Agaricomycetes, Boletales, Suillaceae. The transcript has 5 exons. The record is from RefSeq and is a predicted model, not a curated record.